Messenger RNA from Aspergillus chevalieri, 507 nucleotides. RefSeq lists its product as uncharacterized. The record is from RefSeq and is a predicted model, not a curated record. The transcript has a single exon. NCBI's taxonomy places the organism in Eukaryota, Fungi, Ascomycota, Eurotiomycetes, Eurotiales, Aspergillaceae. The coding region runs from base 1 to 507 and encodes 168 amino acids. Gene Ontology annotation, molecular function: NADH dehydrogenase activity.
AUGACCUCCAAACAGAAGAUCGCGAUCAUCGGCAGUGGUUGGGGAGGAUAUAACGUGGCACACGCCCUGGAUACCAGCAAAUAUGACGUUAUAGUAAUCUCCCCCGAGGAAACGUCAGCCAUCACUUCACUUCUGGCCAGUGCAGCCUGCGGUCUCUUUUACUCGCAACUGGCCGAGGAGCCCAUCCGGCACAAACACCUCGACGUGCAAUACAUCAAAGCCUACGCCCAGGGCAUUCAGUUCGAAGAGAAAGCUAUCGUCUGUCGGCCUGCAUUCAAUUCGCUCAAGGAUGAAUCGUUUAAAAUUUUCUACGAUAAGGUGGUGAUCUCUCCCGGCUGCUCGACGAAUACGUUCAAUAUCCCUGGGGUCAACGAGCACGCCUUCAUGGUGAAGAACGUUAGCGACGCCAAUGCCAUCCGCGACAAGAUCAACCAAAACCUGGAGAUUGCCUCGCUGCCAUGCACCACUGAGAAGCAGCAGAGGCAGCUCCUACACAUAAAGAUUUGA